Messenger RNA from Mesorhabditis spiculigera, 813 nucleotides. The record is from the annotation of a GenBank genome assembly. NCBI's taxonomy places the organism in Eukaryota, Metazoa, Nematoda, Chromadorea, Rhabditida, Rhabditidae.
AUGGUGCCCUUUUUGCUGCUUGGGCUAGUCGGCGCUACCGUAGCCUCAUUUUGCGGGCAAGCUGCCGUGCCGUUCACGUUUCAGGUCCUCCGAGCCGGAUACCCAGUGCUAGGUUGCGCACGACCCAGGUGCUUUGGCUGGACGGCUAAUGGCACUCGAGUAGCGGAUUCCGCCCAAUUCUACCGCAUUAAUGGCAAGGAGGAUGGGUAUUUGAGGAGAUCCGAUGUUCUUCUCCGCCAGCCCUUCAAAACCCAAGGAUUCGUCCCCCAGCUUUCGAGCUGCGAGACCAACUAUCGGCAAAACGGCUGUGACGCCGGGCAGUGGAUCGGUGGGCUUGCACCACAGUCGGAUGCCUACUCAAAAACGCUCCAAUCCCGUUGCUGCUCCUACGGACCUCUCUUCAAUUCGGAAGACCGAGGAAUCGCCCAGCUGCACCCCGGUCAGAUGGUCGUCGGGGGAGAGGUGACGCAAAGCGGUCGUCUCGUCGCUUUUGACUACAUUGCCAACCUGAACAAAAUUAUCGCCGACAAUGGAACGAUCAUCUACAACGUGCACGUCCGCAGGAUGCAGUGUUUGGAUGAGGAGACCGCUUCUGAGACGAUUACUGCUAACAACGCGAUUAUUCCAUCGGCUCAGCGUGGACUGGAGAAGAAUCCCCUCGAUGUCGCCCCAUCUGACAUCCAGCUCCAAACAGUCCAGGAGCACAACGCUCAGGCUCUCGCCGCUCCGACUCAGGUCUUCGGCCAGCCCCCAGGCUUCCAGACUCCUCAACUCCCCAACAACAGCAGCGGCAGCUCGUCCCAGCUGCCUCGG